This is a messenger RNA of Physella acuta, 1323 nucleotides long. RefSeq lists its product as uncharacterized. The record is from RefSeq and is a predicted model, not a curated record. NCBI's taxonomy places the organism in Eukaryota, Metazoa, Mollusca, Gastropoda, Physidae.
AUGUGCCUUGGUACACCCAACUACAAGUUAUGCCUUGGCAAACCCAGCUACAAGCUGGGCAUUGGUAAACCCAGCUACAAGUUAGGCCUUGGUAAACCCAACUACAAGUUAGGCCUUGGUCAACCCAGCUACAAGUUAGGCCUUGGUAAACCCAGCUAUAAGUUAGGUCUUGGUAAACCCAGUUACAAGUUAGGUAUUGGUAAACCCAGCUACAAGUUAGGCCUUGGUAAACCCAGCUACAAGUUAGGCCUUGGUAAACCCAGUUACAAGUUAGGUAUUGGUAAACCCAGCUACAAGUUAGGUAUUGGUAAACCCAGCUACAAGUUAGACAUUGGUAAACCCAGCUACAAGUUAGGCCUUGGUAAACCCAACUACAAGUUAGGCCUUGGUCAACCCAGCUACAAGUUAGGUAUUGGUAAACCCAGCUACAAGUUAGGCCUUGGUAAACCCAGCUACAAGUUAGGCCUUGGUAAACCCAGUUACAAGUUAGGUAUUGGUAAACCCAGCUACAAGUUAGGCCUUGGUAAACCCAGCUACAAGUUAGGCCUUGGUAAACCCAGUUACAAGUUAGGUAUUGGUAAACCCAGCUACAAGUUAGGUAUUGGUAAACCCAGCUACAAGUUAGACAUUGGUAAACCCAGCUAUAAGUUAGGCCUUUGUAAACCCAGUUACAAGUUAGGCCUUGGUAAACCCAGCUACAAAUUAGACAUUGGUAAACCCAGCUACAAGCUGGGCAUUGGUAAACCCAGCUACAAGUUAGGCCUUGGUAAACCCAACUACAAGUUAGGCCUUGGUAAACCCAGCUACAAGUUAGGCCUUGGUAAACCCAGUUACAAGUUAGGUAUUGGUAAACCCAGCUACAAGUUAGGUAUUGGUAAACCCAGCUACAAGUUAGACAUUGGUAAACCCAGCUAUAAGUUAGGCCUUGGUAAACCCAGUUACAAGUUAGGUAUUGGUAAACCCAGCUACAAGUUAGGCCUUGGUAAACCCAGCUACAAGUUAGGCCUUGGUAAACCCAGUUACAAGUUAGGUAUUGGUAAACCCAGCUACAAGUUAGGUAUUGGUAAACCCAGCUACAAGUUAGACAUUGGUAAACCCAGCUAUAAGUUAGGCCUUUGUAAACCCAGUUACAAGUUAGGCCUUGGUAAACCCAGCUACAAGUUAGACAUUGGUAAACCCAGCUACAAGUUAGGCCUUGGUAAACCCAGCUACAAGUUAGGCCUUGGUAAACCCAACUACAAGUUAGGCCUUGGUGAACUCAGUUACAACAGGGUUGUAAAUAUGUGCGGCAAUGUUACGUUUUUCUUUGACUGCUGUGUAUGA